GUGAUGUCCAGAGUUUCUGACGUAGGGCCAGAGGAGGAGUCUACACCAUCUCCCAUGCCAGUGCUGUCGCUUGAAGCUUCCGACCCGCAGUCGCUCCCAGGCAGGUCCCGCAGGAAGCGCAAGAUGUUUGUGAUGAGGAAGGGCGAUGCGUGGGAGGAGCGGGGUUGCAGGCUGCAGGCGCUGCAGCUGCGGGUGCAGGACCUGGGCCUGGGCUACCAGUCCGACGAGAUAGUCCUCUUCAAGUACUGCAGCGGCAGCUGCCCCCGGACCCGCACCAACCACGACCUGACCCUGUCGCUGCUCCUGCGCAAGGCCGAGCUGCUCAACCUGUCCCGGGAGAAGAUCGUCAGCGACCCCUGCUGCCGCCCAACACAGUUCAAGGACGUCACCUUCCUCGACACCACCAACCGCUGGCAAACUGUGGAGAAGCUCUCCGCAUCUGAGUGCAGCUGCAUCGGUUAACCCGC
Amblyraja radiata (thorny skate) is the source of this 467-nucleotide messenger RNA. Its product is annotated as artemin. The transcript has a single exon. The record is from RefSeq and is a predicted model, not a curated record. Gene Ontology annotation, molecular function: growth factor activity; receptor tyrosine kinase binding; glial cell-derived neurotrophic factor receptor binding. Bases 4 to 462 code for a protein of 152 amino acids. Lineage: Eukaryota; Metazoa; Chordata; Chondrichthyes; Rajiformes; Rajidae.